Seminavis robusta is the source of this 2226-nucleotide messenger RNA. NCBI's taxonomy places the organism in Eukaryota, Bacillariophyta, Bacillariophyceae, Naviculales, Naviculaceae. The record is from the annotation of a GenBank genome assembly.
GUAUUCGUAGAUAAACAACCACACUCUGAACGGCUCGUGUUCGAUUUCUAGAGCGCGGGAGUGGAUUCGAUUCGAUUCGAGUUGGAUGUCGCUCACUUGACCGAUUUCUCACUUUCCCCGGCAUCGAGCCGCCUACCACCGUACAGGUACUGUACUCGUAACUCGUAACCGUAAAUUUCUAAGAGCCAGCGCGGAGGACUGGCAAGUGAACCUCCGUUGUUGUCUAAACCGCAAACAUCUUCUUGUCAAGUCCCUGCUCCAGUUGAGAAAGAUGAGCAUUCAAGUACGUGUCCGCGAGAUAGCUAUUUUGCUUUUGUUCUGGAAGAGAAUAUGUCAUGCCGUGCCAAGAUACCAGUGUGGUACCGUGCUGUACAGAUUUCUUCCAUCGGAUGACAUUCUCAUACCGGUAUGACAUUCUCAUAGAACAGAUGAAACUAAGAAAGGUUUGGUUGCUUCCUCAUUGUUGUGCUGUGGUCGCUGAGAACCCAUCCAGCAGAUCAACAUGAGUCUGUGGCUUUCAAGCACUACCUUAAUGCGGCCAUCGGUGCCAGACUGGUUGGAAUUAUUGUGUCAACGUCUUUCUGACAACGAUGAGACUCUGAAGACGGUGGAGAUGACACACCAGAGGAUUGAUGAUAACUGCGCCCGAGCCUUGGCAAAGGCCCUGGAAGAAAACGAUGUCGUCAACGUUCUGAUGAUGUCCUGCUACAACAUGGUAGACGAUGGGGCUUUUUACCUAGGCGCAGUGCUGAGCAAGCAUGUCAGCAUCAAAAAACUUCAAUUGAGGGACCUUCGCAACUCUCGCGAAGCAACCACUUUCUUCAUGGCGUUGCAAAAGAACAGAACCAUUGAAGAGCUAAGUUUGAGGCAUUGUGUUCUCUGUUCUCAGAGUGCCAAGUUCCUCAAGGAAUUCAUGGCAAACAACACAGUUCUUCGAGAAUUGAGGAUUGUCGACACACAGAUGACAGGAAGCACCAGCCUGCAAUCGCUAUGUGAUGGUCUUGGUCAGAUCCAGUCGAGUAAGAGGCUCUACCUGGUGAAUAAUGAUCUAGAUCGCCACGAGACACAAUGCUUGAACCGUAUUGCAUCCAGUCAGGACUUACAGGAGAUCUACAUUUGUGAGAACCAGAUUGGAGAUGCAGGAGUAUUGGCACUUUGCCAGGGUUUGAAGGAUAAUCAAAGCGUUUGCAAGCUUGAUCUGCGGUCCAACGAUAUUGGCGUUGAGGGUGCCCUGGCUCUGCAAGAACUUGUCAAGCAUACUAAGAGCUUGAAGGCUCUGUACCUGGCCAACAAUGACCUUGGCAAUGUUGGGACCGAAGCUUUGGUGUCAGGUUUGCAAGAUGACGGCUGUGUUCUGGAAAGACUUGAUAUCAGUGAGAACAAUAUUGACUCAACCGGGGCCAAGGCCGUUGCCGGGAUGCUGAUGACGAAUGGAUCCAUACAAGAGUUGAACUUGGCUUUCAACUCGAUUGGUGACGAAGGAGCAGCCAUGAUUGCUGGUGCACUUGUUCACAACACAACAGUCACACUCUUGUCGCUAAAGAGAAACAGCAUCUCCAACCAAGGAGCACUUGCCUUUGCAACCCAGCUGCCCAAGAUGAGGGGGUUGAAGGAGCUCAUAAUGACCAAGAACUACAUCGAUCCAUGCGGGGCCGCGAAACUACUGGACGGUUUGAAGAACAACAUGGAUUUGGAGUACCUCCAUGUGGAAGAAAAGGUAUCACAGCCAAUCCUAAAAGAAAUUGUUCAUUGGAUUCGUCUCAACAAGGCGGGUCGCCGGAUCUUUCGUGGAAAAAACAUCCCGCUCACUUUUUGGCCUUUUGUCCUGGCGAGAAUCAACCAAGACACGGAUGCCAUCUUUCAUUUCCUUUCAGAGAAGCCAGAUGUAUUCCAGCUACCAUAUGAAGCAAAAAGCACAAGGUGAUACCAGCGAGUUUUGCAACUAUCAUGUCUAUCUCGGCAGCACCCACACCGCCUUUCUUGCCAUACAUGCCUGUACAUUGGGAACUUGGCACCGCGUAGAGUUGAACUAACUUAUUGCUACUAUAUAGUUUAUGUUUACUGUAAUAUGGGCCUGGUCGCUUCUGCGCUCAAGCUAUGGUAGCUGCUAUGCUAAUCUCUUUACGGCUUCUCCCACUCCCAUAGCUGCACGGUAGUCUACCGUACCGGUAGUACCGGCGGUACCGGUGGGUUGAUUCCAAGGUUCCCGGGUUCUUCGCCAAGACA